UUAACAACAAUUCUAAAAGAAUACAAAGAUGUCAUCACAGAGAACAUAGGACACACUAGCAGUUUAGAACACAAGAUAAUAUUAACACAGGAACCCACAUUCAAACACAAAAUCUAUCCAAUUCCAUAUGCAUUUAGGGAAGAAGUAAAGAAAGAACUAAAUCAUUUAAUACAGACUAACAAGAUUAAAAGAUCAGAUUCACCAAUAGCAUCACCCAUGGUAGUAGUAAAAAAGAAAAAUGGCCAGUGCCGUAUAUGUUGUGACUAUAGGGAGUUAAAUAAAAUCACACAAUUAGAUGCAGAACCCAUGAGGGACACCAGAGAACUACUGGAAGAAAUAGGCUCCUCCACAUUAUUCACCCACUUAGAUUUAAACAGAGGAUUCUGGCAAAUAGGCAUGCAUCCGGAUUCCAUGCCUUUGACUGCAUUUGCCACAGAGGAAGGCUUGUUCGAAUGGACAGUAAUGCCAUUUGGUCUAGUUAAUUCCACCGCAACAUUUUCUCGAUUCAUGCGAAUCAUGCUAGAAGGCAUACCAAAUGUCGUACAUUUUGUCGAUGAUAUCUGUAUUCACACUAAGGAUAUGAAGACACAUAUAGAGACUAUAAAAACAGUACUAAACAAAUUAAGAGCACAUGGAGUUACAAUAGCACCAAACAAAUUAAAGUUUGCACAAGAGGACAUUGAAUUUUUAGGAUUUAAAGUCGGUAAAAACACAAUUCAGCCCACAGAACACAACAGAGGAAAAAUACUAAAUAUAAAAACACCACACACUCAGAAAGAAGUAAAAGCCAUUUUAGGUUUGUGCAAUUUUUACAGCACUUUUGUUCCAAAAUUUUCUGAUGUUACACUACCCUUAAGGAAACUAAUAAAUAAAGAUAGCAAGAAACAAAUAGUAUGGACGGAUGAAUGCGAAAAUACACUGAGAACAAUCAAAGAAAUUUUCCAAAGUGACAACAUAUUGUUAUCACCCAAUUUUAAACAGUCUUUCACUCUAGUUACAGACGCCUCCAACAUUGGAUUAGGAGCUUGCCUUAUGCAAGAAUACAAUCAUAAAUUAAGACCAAUUACCUAUUUAAGUAGAGCAUUAAGCAGAACUGAAAUUAACUACUCAACCAUUGAAAAAGAAUGCUUAGCAAUUGUGUGGGCACUUACCAAACUACAGAAAUAUCUAUUAGGCAGAAAAUUUACAUUAUUGACUGAUCACAAGCCAUUAAUGGCACUAAAUAGAAAGAAAAUAGCGAAUAGUAAAAUAAACAGAUGGUCGUUGAUACUAUUAGAUUAUCAGUAUGAGAUAAGGACAAUAAAAGGAAAAGACAAUACAGUAGCUGAUUUCCUUUCCAGACAC
Lymnaea stagnalis (great pond snail) is the source of this 1344-nucleotide messenger RNA. Lineage: Eukaryota; Metazoa; Mollusca; Gastropoda; Lymnaeidae. The record is from the annotation of a GenBank genome assembly.